AGGCUGAAGUCAACGUCUUCUGAACAUUAUACAGCUGCAUUAUGGAACAAUAUCGCCAGAUAAGUUCCGGUGAGGCUCAACCAGGUGAGUUAGAUGCUGCAGACACAGCCCUGAUGAUACAGGUACUUGAGAGGCUUCUCAACGACGACUCCUUCCUGGACGAUGAGAUCAAGAAGGAGAUAAAACAGUAUGAUAACGAUGGUAACCUCAAGAUCGACCGGGCUGAGUUCCAGCAAAUGCUGAACUCCUAUCUGGGAACGAUAAGUGAGGACGAGAGCUCGGAGUUGUUCGACGAUAUCGACAAGGACGGAUCUGGGUUUAUCGAGAUCAGCGAGCUAAAACGGGUUCUACGGAACCAGAUAAUGCUGGAACUAGACAGGCUGAAGCUCGAGAAUGGAAUGUAGCUGGAACUUUCUACGAGAGAGAACAAUCAUGGACUGAAUUUUUUUAACCGCCAGACUUUGGCCAAAAAACUCUUAAACGUUGCUCAAUUGUUCUGGUGUCAACCUGUGAAUUCCCAGAUUUUAAAUUAUAAAUUUCAGAACUCGGAGAUUAUUUCAAAAUGAUUUUCGUUUUUGCAUGCAGGAUCCGAGUCAUUGGAACAAAACUUAUUGUUAAUGUAUUGAACGGAACGCCCUUAUUUGGAAAUUUGGUAUUAUGUAUACACUAAAUGGCUAGUGAUAGACAAGUUAAGUUCUGACGUUAUAUAAUUAUAUUUAUCCUUGAUCUAAGAAUUAUAUGUAGCUAAUAUGUAGAUAAUACUUAUUAUUAAGCUGUGAAAAAUAUUUCGUUUUAUCAGUAAAUUUUCAUCUAGUCUAACAAUUUAUGUUUGUGAAAUUUAAUCGUUUGCAAAAAAGAAGAACGAUAGCCAAUACUGUAUCAUUUCAUUGCAAUAAA
Bolinopsis microptera is the source of this 897-nucleotide messenger RNA. RefSeq lists its product as uncharacterized. Gene Ontology annotation, molecular function: calcium ion binding. The record is from RefSeq and is a predicted model, not a curated record. NCBI's taxonomy places the organism in Eukaryota, Metazoa, Ctenophora, Tentaculata, Lobata, Bolinopsidae. Bases 42 to 404 code for a protein of 120 amino acids. The transcript is spliced from 5 exons.